Messenger RNA from Caenorhabditis briggsae, 1131 nucleotides. It is a transcript of the gene Cbr-cut-5, whose product is annotated as Protein CBR-CUT-5. NCBI's taxonomy places the organism in Eukaryota, Metazoa, Nematoda, Chromadorea, Rhabditida, Rhabditidae. Bases 1 to 1131 code for a protein of 376 amino acids. The record is from RefSeq and is a predicted model, not a curated record. The transcript has 10 exons.
AUGAAUUUCGUGCUUGCGGUAUUUGCAAUUAUUGUUUUGCAAACCGCCCAGGGUGAAAUAGACAAUGCGAUUAUUGGCGAUCCAUCUGUAGAAUGUGGUGAUGACUUUUUUGAGGUCAAAUUCGACACUCGUACCACAUUCCACGGCAUCGCGUUCGUUCAAAACCACCUUGACAAUCCGGACUGCCGAACGUUCGCCAGAAAAGACGAAUCCGCAAAGAACAGCAGUCUUCGGCUGACUUUCGAUCAGUGCGCAAUUGAGAAAAGACAUUCGACAUCUCCACGCGGUUUGUUCCUUUACACAAAUGUCGUGGUGGCAUUCAAUCCGGAAUUCCUCACCAAAAACGAUCGCGUGUUCAAGGUGCAGUGUUUCUACAUGGAGAUGGAGAGACGUAUCCAAAAGGAGAUUCAGAUUUCUAUGCCUCCACCGACUAUGCACUCCAAGCAGCUUAACAUGCCCGUCUGCAAAUAUGAGGUGUUGGAUGGAUCGCCAACUGGCCCACCUGUUUAUUUUGCAACUGUCGGUCAGAUGGUUUAUCACAAAUGGACAUGCGAUACGGAGCACGAAAACACGUUUUGUAUGCUUGUACACUCUUGUUUCGUUGAUGAUGGGAAUGGUCAGCGGGUUCAGCUUUUGAAUGAGAAGGGAUGUGCCCUUGACAAGUAUCUCCUGACCAAUCUUGAAUAUCCCACCGACCUGAUGGCAGGACGCGAAGCCCACGUGUACAAAUACGCCGACCGUGACAACAUGUAUUUCGAUUGUCAAAUAUCAAUAACAGUCAAAGAACCGGGCCUUGACUAUUGUGAUGUACCAUCCUGUCCGGAUCCACCUAGAAGGCGAAGAUCCAGCAAUAUAGCAGCAGAGAACACAACAAUGACAGCUCAAAUUGAUUAUGAAGAUACCGAGAUCGUGAGCGACUACAUCAUCCCGAACGAUGACAUUAUCUCGUUAAAUUGGAUUCAGAGAAAUUUUGAUAUGAGAAUCAGUGAGCUGUGUAUGACCGCAAUGGGAACUACCGUACUCGUCUUCCUCAACGCAUUCCUUUUCAUCGUUUCACUGGUUUUCAUCAUGCAUGUAUGCUGCUUCCGAAGCUCCACAAAACUUGACAAUAUACAAUCCACAAUGUUAUAA